This is a messenger RNA of Spirodela intermedia, 1941 nucleotides long. Lineage: Eukaryota; Viridiplantae; Streptophyta; Magnoliopsida; Alismatales; Araceae. The record is from the annotation of a GenBank genome assembly.
AUGGCACUGGCGACGGCGGCGGCUUCUCCCGGCAGCUUGGCGGCGUUCGGAGAGAGGAGGGUGGAGAGUCGGAGGAGGAAGUGGCGGAUCCAUCUCCAGAUCUCGUGUAGGAAGAGGGACAGGGAGCAGCAUCAGCACGAGCGUCACCCCUACAAGGUCGUCGAGAUCACGCCCCCGCCCACGGACCUCGGCGUUCGCUGCUUUCCCUCGGUGAGGCACGCCGAAGCGAUGACGUUUUGUUCGGGAUUCGGUUUCCCCCUUCAAUGUCGUGACGAUCUUCCUCGAGACUAGUAUGUCUCUGUUUCGGGCUGUCUUCCGUUUUCAUUUCGUUCCUUUGGAAUCUCAGCUGUGGUUUUCGACGAAUGUGAUUCUGUGUCUAGAAGUAUUAAUUUCAUAUACUUUAUUCAUUUAUUUUUUAUUUACUUUGAAAAAACUAGGCGACUUUGGAAGUUUCGGAAAUUUGAAUUCCAAAAUAAUAUUCUUGGUCUUCCUAUCCAUAGCGUUAAACGCUAUACUUGUGUGUUAAUUCAUUGUUUGAGGGCAUAGUACGUGAAUUUUUUCCAAACAUUUCGUUCCAUAAAUUUACGAGCGUUAUAAAAUGUAUUAUUAGAUAUCUGGACCCUACACACGAGCUGGACUUGGGCAGUGAGAGAGUUCUUUCAGGGCCUGCUGAAUCUUCAUAGGAAAUAAUUUUUUUUUACAGAGAAUGCUUUGAAUACCUAGAUCCGGUAGAUUUUUUAAACUUUCUGUUUAUUUAAUUUCUAUCGAUUGUGAUUUAAAUACACCCUCACGUGCUGAUCCUAGACUGUAAGCUCUCUCACAUCAUUUCCCGAAAAAUAAAGUCUAUGCUCUCCCCGCAUGAUUAUUCAUAGAUUUCUUUUUUUUCGAUUUCUUUCAUAAAUAGGCUAGUUUUCGCACUACCUUAUCCUUAGGAAUUAGGCUUGCCCUUGGUCUCUAGGCGUGACAUUUUAAUGCUUACGACCAGUGUGGCCACCAGUGGGAGCAAUUGGCCUCGGGGUAGGUAGUUGACAUUUUUAUUCGAUUAUAACGCAGGUAAAUUUGCUUUCUACAUAUGCCAAAUAAUCAUGCUUGUUACAUUCUUUUGGUGAAGGCUUCUGUUUUAAUUCUUUCCACAGUUUACAGCUUUGUCCUGUAUUAUUCCCAAAUGUAUGACACAAAUUCCAGUUCCAAUAAUAAAGAAGAGGGUCUCAUACCAUGAAGACUGGUAGAUUACUCUUCAAUAUGCCAACGAAAAUCAGGUUGAUUUUCGUACCAUCUUCAUGAAUUUUUUAGCAAACCAUAAUUACUAUGCUUAGGGUUCUAAUUCAAUCUUCUGAACGCCUAUUCUCAUGUCAUUGUUCUCGUUUGAUAUCUAGAACAGCAUCGUAAUCAUAGUUAAUCAGUCGACAAUUUCUCAUAAUUCUAUAAUGCUAAUAACCCAUUCCAAAUCUCGAGGAGCGGUGAAAGCUGAUCAACUGUGUAUGAUCAGCUGCAGUCUAGCUUCUUUUGUCUAGCUUCAAUAUAAACGGCUUUUUUUUGUUUAGCUUCUUAACGAUGGAUAAUGGGUUAUAUAUGUGAUUUCUGCAUUUCUAUGAAUAAUGGGUUAAAGAUGGAUAAUGUUUAGCUUCAUAAUAUGAUUCUUGAAGUCAAAUUUCUUUCCUUGUUUAAUACAUAGAGCGCAUUAUAACGGGAAAAACGAUCCCCUGUGUGUCUCUCACAGUGUCCUCUCUCGUUGACUUUUCUUCUCUCCUAUAUCGGCAGAACAUGCAAUGUGGUGAGAGCGUCACCAUAGAAGGCCAAGCAUACACCAUCUCGGCGGUCACCCACCGCUACCAGCUCCGCCACGGCAGGUACAAACCGAGCGAGAAGAGGCUCGACGUUCAAUCCACAGGCAGAUACAUCCUGAAUCUGUACCUGGAAAACCUCCUGCAGAAGUCCUAG